GGGUCCAAAGGUUACCAUAUGAUUAGAUACCGAUAUAUACACACUGACGUAAUACAGAGCGAUUCGCUGUCUUGGGCACAGUGUCCUUGCUUCACUGCUACUGCAUACUGGACAAGAUGCCUUUCACGAGAUCAAAGAUAGAAUCCAAGGAAGAAAGUGGAACAGAAAUUGUUUACGACCGCGUCAAAGAAGAUGAGUUGCCCAAAUUCUCUGACUUGAACAAUGAAGUGAUGGCCUUCGUGAACCGGUGCAGCUGGUGGGAGAAAUAUGGCGUGGAUUGGUGCAUCACUGGCAUGGGUUUCAUCAUGUCCUAUGUAGCGUUGAUCUGCAUGCAGUCAUCCAGCCCGCUGACAUUUUGCCUUGGGGUCUUCAUCUAUGGAUACUGUUACCAAAUGUUUGCUGUGCGUUGCGCGCACGCUAGUGUGCACAAUUCUCUGUGCGAGUUUCGCGCCGUAAAUCGCAUCUUGGGUUUCUUCUUUGGGGACUUCCUAUCGUCGUUUUCUUCUGAUGUUGGCUAUGACAUACAUAUUCGCGUACAUCAUCCUCACACCAACAUAAUUGGCCUUGGCGACUCCAGCAGCUGGAAGAUGUCUUUUCUACCAGCACUCUUUUAUAUGUAUUUCGCCCCCCUCCUGCUUCCACUAAUGUCUGUGCCUGUCUCUCUCAAAGAACUCUGGGGACAGUGGAAAAAAAUGGCUAGAUACGUCAUCCUCAUGCUGAUGGGAUAUUUUGUCAAUGUCGCACUGCUAAUGAAGAUUUCUGGGUUUUCUUUUACAGGAGCCUUACUGUGCAUACUUGUUUCGCGAGGUUUAUUGUCGAUACCUUACAUCCAUGUCAAUGUCUUUCAACAUAUUGGACUUCCCAUGUACUCGCGUGAUCACCGACCAAAGAAAAUAUAUUUAAUGUCCACGGGCGUGUUAAAUCUGCCCCGAAAUCCGAUACUGGACUUCACAUUUGGACAUGCAAUUAUUAGCGCUCAUGUGGAGCAUCAUCUGUUUCCUCACAUGUCCGACAACAUGUGUCUGAUGAUCAAGCCAAUCGUUUCUCGAUUUUUGAAGAAAAAUGGACUGCCGUAUAACGAGGAUAGUUACUUAAGCCGAAUGUGGCACUUCACCGUGAAAUACAAAGAGUUAAUGGUGAAUGCUCCCCCUAUAACUCAUUUUGUUGGAAUUCAGUGAACAAAUACAUAAACCAAGUUGUUACUUAUACAGGAGGCACUUGUUACUUAAGAAAGUUCUAAUUCAUUCAUGAACAAGUUCUGUGCAUCUUUGUAUAUGUACCUAAUCUGUAUCUUAAGCAAUUUCAAAUCUCCUGAAGGAAGUGGUUACACAAAAACGAAAAAACAAAAUCCAUAGAAAAAAGAUGUUUCUACACCUUGAAUCUUUUCAAAUCCAUCACAGUAUGUAAUUUCAAAGAAAUAUGCAAAUCCAGCUUUUAAACAAAAUGCAAAUGUAAGACUGAAAAUAAGGGAAACCCUAUAUAGUAAUAUAGAACACCAUGCUUAUAACAAAUGCAGGCUUAUUUUGAAGUGUUAUUUAUUCCCCAAUGAGUGGAAGAUAAAGAAAAUGUUAGUUUAUAACAAACUGACUUUCGCUGGCCCUGGAGAUUCGCUUUAACUGUUUUUUACUGUAUAUGAGAAGACUAUUACAAACAAUUGCAAAGAUUUCAAUAGUAUCGGUGCAUGCAUCCAUUGUAAGAAUGGUCAUCUCUCUUAACAUUAUUGAACAAUGCAUUCAGAAAAAGCUUUACAAAUGUCACUGUGAUAUCUUGUGUUUUUUUAUCAAUGUAUACUCUUCUGUUAAGUUUGAUUUAUAUUUCUUUGUUAUUUUUUUCUUGUGCGUUGUUUUUAAUUGGUUUGUUCUGUAGAGUUAGCUCUACAUCAUAUAUAUAAUUAUGCAAAGCCAUCACUGUUGUGCCAUUUGUGUAAUUUUUGUGAAUCAAAAACAGCAUGCCAUUUAUAUAUCUAUUCAGUUUGCCUGUAGGCUUUAAAUUGUUAACAGGAACUUUUAGAUGUGCAGUAAUGCAUAGGAUGUCAUUCUCUGUGUUGUCAAAUGUUGAAAGUAUUUACAGUAUGCAUCAUGUUGUACAGUAUAUUUUAACACUUAUGUUUGAAUAAUUCAGAGUGCUAAUUCUGUAUGCAAUGUGUCAUUUUAGAAAACAGUGAAGUGCUAAUUUUUUUAUGCAAUGUGGGCAAUCAAUUUUCCAGAGAUUCAAGCCACUUUAAUAUCUACAAUUGAUGUAUUGCACAUCAGUUUUUGCCAUGGCACAUGCAAGACAAUCAAUGUACGUCUUUAUAGUAUUGCUUUAUGAUGAACUUUUGAAUCCAUACUGUUUUCAAGUUUUAAAUAAAAGUUAUGUUGAAGACA
Molecule: messenger RNA, 2366 nt
Organism: Ostrea edulis (European flat oyster)
Lineage: Eukaryota; Metazoa; Mollusca; Bivalvia; Ostreida; Ostreidae
Product: fatty acid desaturase 6-like
Exons: 1
Coding region: 117-1178 (353 amino acids)
Biological process (GO): lipid metabolic process
Cellular component (GO): membrane
Molecular function (GO): oxidoreductase activity, acting on paired donors, with oxidation of a pair of donors resulting in the reduction of molecular oxygen to two molecules of water
Source: RefSeq, a predicted model, not a curated record